GAAGCACCAAUCGAUGGCAAUGCGCCACCACAGCGCGCUUGCCUGUAGCUCUUUGAAAAGACGCUUUCUUCUUGUGAGUGACUCUUCUGAACGAACCUCCAUCGGAAACUUUUCAGAUUUUUCUUCUACUCGUAGCUUCGAGCUGGUUCUCGCAGCAUUCACGCCUAUUCAACUCUAUCAUUCUAUAAUCUCAAAUCGCCGAUCGCAUUGCAAAUUCUCGCGCCCCCAAGAUGCGUCUCGUUUCGGUGAUCUCCUUUGCGCUCGCAAUCACUCAUGCUCGCGCCGGCGGCCUUGGCGAGGUGUUGGGUAUGGCAGGGAGAAAGGCAGAACAAGCAUCCUCCUCCUCGAGUCACACGACGCCCAUCCCGAUCGGUCAUCCUUCUCACUACGCAGAUACAAAAGGCCAAGUCUCUCACAUCUACGGUGGCCGCGCCCUUGGACCCAACUUUGCCGAAAGACGCGAAGGUAUACACUUUCCUGGCCAUAUCGAAGGUACCACGCAGCAAGGCACUCGCAUUGCAUUCUUUGCCAAACCAGGCAACCAUUUCAAGAUGAUUGGCGAGCAUACGAUGCUUGGAACUCACGGACCGGCCAAAGGUCGCGCGUAUGAGACUGGACCCAAUGGCGGCGUCUUCUUUGACGUGGCUCAUAAGGGCAAGGUGGUGGGAUCAUUUCAGGGCAUACCGGCAGACCGCAAAGGGCUCUACGAUCAAGCCACGAACCCGGUGCACGAACAGGGUCCUCAAGUCAGGCCGACGCGCGAAGAAGCUCGUAAAGCCAUCAAGAGCCUACGAACGAGAUCUCCAACCACCAUAAACCCUUCCAAAUAUGCGGAUCCGAUCAAAGAUCCUCAGGAGCUCUACGGAAGCGGAGGCGUCGGACCGAAUGCGCUGGAGCGCCGAAAGGGAAUGCAUCAUGAGAGCUAUGUAGAGGGCAGUUCGCGCAGAGCUUCCGUGAAGGCAUUCUUUGCCAAGCCGGGUCAGCAUUACGCGUCCAACGGCGAUGGGCAAAUGGUUCAGACGCACGGCGACAAUCCGGGACACGUUAUACAGCACGGACCUUCGGAUCACUUUUAUGAUGCAUCGCACAAGGGCAAACUCACUGGAUCUUUUCAGGGCGUCUCUCCAGAGCGCCACGGCAUAUACGAUCAAAAGGAGAAUCCCGUGCACGAGCUGGGCGUGGGCGUCAGACCGAAUCACUCGGAGGCUAAAAAGAUACUCGAUGGCGCAAAAGAUGGCGCAAAAUCAAGCAGCAGCUGCUUCGCCUCGCUCGCCGGUUGCGUCAGGAUAAAAAAGGACGCAUAGCGUGUCAUCCGAGCUCUUCCCCGACGCACGCAGUACGCCAUCUCGAACGCGCGCCGAAUGUCGUAGAUUGAGCUGCCCGCACGCAUUCCCUCGAGCGGGCGGUGCAUUUCAAGCUGAUGACAAUCG
Messenger RNA from Ceraceosorus guamensis, 1430 nucleotides. RefSeq lists its product as hypothetical. NCBI's taxonomy places the organism in Eukaryota, Fungi, Basidiomycota, Exobasidiomycetes, Ceraceosorales, Ceraceosoraceae. The transcript has 2 exons. The record is from RefSeq and is a predicted model, not a curated record. The coding region runs from base 231 to 1304 and encodes 357 amino acids.